AUGACUGCGCCAACGGGCAAUGGCGACGCGCCUGUGGCCGACACAGCAGCGGCCGUGGUUAGCAAACCAAAGCGCGUCCGGACGGGAUGUUUGACGUGUCGCGAGCGCCAUCUCAAGUGCGACGAGGGAGCUCCCAUAUGCCAGAACUGUCGCAAGUCCAAUCGCCAAUGUAAACGCGGUCUGCGCCUCAACUUCAUCGAUACAAACUGCCAAGGGCCUCCGCAGAAAGCCCCCACGCUCGAAUGGAAGGUCGACUUUAUGGACGAGUCCCGCGACAUUGCCUCCGAGUAUGUCGGAGGUAUGGAGAAGUACAGUGCAAAGGACACGCGCCCGUCGCGACCCUCGAUCGUCCAGCAGCACCUACAGCCCGCUGAUAUGACGGCCAUGCCCAUGUUCGAAUAUAAUCCAGCUGCUGUCGCUCACGCCCAUGCUCAGGCUCAGGCUCAGGCUCAGGCCCAGGCGCACGCUCAAGCACAACAUGCCCAUGCACAAGCACAGGCUCAUGCUCACGCGCAGGCCCAGGCACAUGCUCAGGCCCAGGCUCAGGCUCAGGCUCAAGCCCAUGCUCAGGUCCAAGCUCAUGCCCACGCUCAAGGAGCUACUCCGUCUGCUCCCAACAUGUCAUAUCAACCACUACCAUCAAUUCAGGGCAUGCUUCCCGAGUCAUACCCUUCGGCCGACGAUCACAAGUACGACGCCUUCAAUCCUUCAAACCACGCAAACCAGGACUCUCCCUUCUCGAACCAACAGAGAAACUCCAUAUCAGCCUAUAGUCAGCAGCAAGACCAAGAAGAUGCCACCGAGGGUAGGCGCGAAUUUCUCACUACGCAGGAGGAGACUUUGUUCAUGCAGGUCUUCGUCGAAGAGGUUGGCCUCUGGAUGGACAGUAUGGAUCCUAUGAAACACUUCUCACGUCUGCUACCGUUCCAUUCAUUGGGGGAACCCAUGCUGCUCAACGCCUUUCUAGCUUGCGGUGCUCGUCAUCUGGUGCUUGUCAACUCUGCUUACAGUGAGGAGAAGGCCCUGCAUUACUACGACACUGCAACGAGGUAUUUGCUCAAGAAUCUUCAAAAUCCCAACCGCGACACCAUCGUAUGUGCUACUACUGCUGUCAUCCUGAACGUCUAUGAGAUUAUGAGUGAACGCGCUCUGCAGAGAAUGAACCAUAUCGCUGGCGCUCGUGCUCUGAUCAAAGAAUGUGGCUGGAACGCCCGCUCAUCCGGAAUUGGUGCCGCCUGCUUCUGGCUUAAUGUUGGACUUGAGGUGUUGAGUUGUCUUCAUUUCAACUGGCAGGUCGCUUGGGAUCCAGACGACUGGGGCAUUGACAUGGAUUUCAACCGCGAGAUACACAACGGCCGAGAGGAAAUCUGGACUCACCGUAUGCUCUACAUCGUCGCAAAGGUUGCAAACUUCAGAGCCACCAUACCUCGACACCAGGAGCAGGAUCAACGAGACGAGGAGAUGCGUCGCCAGAACAGAUACGGUGAAUGGCAAAAGCUAAAGUCCUGGACUGAUGCCUGGAACGACAACAUCCCACGUACUAUGCAUCCUAUGGCCUAUCUCUACCCUCAGCAUACCUCGUCCAAGUCCUGUUUCCCCGAGGUAUGGCUGAUCAAGCGUACGACCAUUGUCGCUCGUCUGUUCUAUCACACUGUGAUGGUCCUCCUUUCACAAAUACACCCAUACUUUGGUCUCGACAAUCCUGAGAUGCACGACAUGCAGCAUCGCCAUUCCCAGAUGAUCUGUGGCAUUACUGCACAUGUUAAGGACAGGGGUGUUGCCAGCGUAGCUAUCCGUUCAUUGGCCCACGCUGCCGAGUGCUUGACCGACCGCCGCGAGCAGGAGGAAGUGCUUCAGAUUUUCCAAAAGAUCAACAAGGAGACCGGAUGGCGCAUCGCUUUCGUGUUUAAGGAGCUCAAAGAGAAAUGGGGCUGGACUGACGAAACGCAGCCGCCGCCACAGCCAAUCGCUUCUGUUCACUCCACGUCGUUACUUACGAGCCCUGUGCCGAUGCAACAACCAUAUGGACAGUAUUCGGCCGCCAUUACGCCCGUCGCUGCACCUGCGUCCACGCAAGCCCCAGCAGCUUCCAGACGUCCGCCAGCAGGUAUGGUGAACCCAAUGUUUGCCAAUGCCGAUUUCACCAUGCCAUCCCAUCCAUACCAGAAUGUGUAUGUGGCACCAAAUCCCGUCACCAAUCAGUCUGCGCUGUAUUAUCAGGCUUAG
Aureobasidium subglaciale EXF-2481 is the source of this 2226-nucleotide messenger RNA. RefSeq lists its product as uncharacterized. Gene Ontology annotation, cellular component: nucleus. The transcript is spliced from 3 exons. Gene Ontology annotation, molecular function: zinc ion binding; DNA-binding transcription factor activity, RNA polymerase II-specific; transcription cis-regulatory region binding. Lineage: Eukaryota; Fungi; Ascomycota; Dothideomycetes; Dothideales; Saccotheciaceae. Bases 1 to 2226 code for a protein of 741 amino acids. The record is from RefSeq and is a predicted model, not a curated record. Gene Ontology annotation, biological process: positive regulation of transcription by RNA polymerase II.